This is a messenger RNA of Phytophthora nicotianae INRA-310, 1617 nucleotides long. RefSeq lists its product as hypothetical. The transcript has a single exon. Gene Ontology annotation, molecular function: nucleic acid binding; RNA helicase activity; ATP binding. The record is from RefSeq and is a predicted model, not a curated record. The coding region runs from base 41 to 1465 and encodes 474 amino acids. NCBI's taxonomy places the organism in Eukaryota, Oomycota, Peronosporomycetes, Peronosporales, Peronosporaceae.
GUUGACUUGUUGACAUCCACGAAGUUCAUCAUCGUCUACCAUGCCCAAGCCAACAGCUUCAGCUCCUUCCGAGGCACCGGCCGACGCCAACAAUGAAGCGGCCGAGGGUUUCAGCGGAUCCAAAUCUUUUGCGGAGCUCGGUGUCGACUCGGCCAUCUGCGAGGCCAUCGAGGCUGUUGGCUGGUCGGCGCCCAGUAAGAUCCAGCAGCAGGCCAUUCCGCAUGGCCUCGCAGGCAAAGACAUCAUUGGUCUGGCCGAGACCGGCUCAGGAAAGACUGGCGCCUUUGUGAUCCCGAUCCUACAGAGUCUACUGCAGAACCCACAGCGUCUGUACGCGCUGGUAUUGGCCCCCACACGAGAAUUGGCUUAUCAGAUCGGCGAACAGUUCGAGGCGCUAGGUGCGUCCAUUGGCCUUAAAUGCGCCUGCGUCGUGGGUGGAAUCGACAUGAUGCAGCAGCAAGUGGCACUGGCCCGCAAACCUCACGUGGUUAUCGCCACGCCCGGCCGACUGGUGGACCACUUGGAGAACACGAAGGGCUUCAGUCUCCGCACCAUGAAGUUCCUCGUCCUGGACGAAGCUGAUAGGAUGCUCAGUAUGGACUUUGAAGAAGAGAUCAACCAGAUCGUGCAGCUCAUGCCGGCCGACCGCAACACUUAUCUCUUCAGUGCCACCAUGACGUCCAAAGUGCGCAAACUGCAGCGCGCGUCGCUCAAGGACCCGGUCAAGGUGGAAAUCACCCACAAGUUCGCCACGCCCGAGACUCUAAAGCAGCACUACCUGUUCAUUCCGGCCAAAUUCAAGGACUGCUACUUGGCCUAUGUAUUGAACGAGGUGGCCGGCCAGUCCGUGCUGAUCUUUGCCAGUACGUGCAACGGAACGCAGAAGGUGACGCUCAUGCUGCGGAAUUUGGGCUUCCAGGCCAUCUGUCUGCAUGGCCAAAUGCCCCAGCCCAGUCGUCUUGGAGCUCUGAACAAGUUCAAGGCAAAGGCCAGGAAUGUGCUCGUGUGUACCGACGUGGCCUCGCGUGGCCUGGAUAUCCCGAGUGUCGACGUGGUCAUUAACUACGAUAUCCCGACACACGGCAAGGACUACAUUCACCGUGUUGGCCGAACGGCCCGUGCUGGCCGAGCUGGUGUGGCUAUUUCAUUUGUGACACAAUACGAUGUGGAGCUGUACCAGCGUAUUGAACACCUGCUAGGCACAAAACUAGAUGCAUACCCGUGCGAAGAGGAGACGGUUCUAGUCAUGUCUGAGCGUGUGAACGAGGCGCAACGUAUAGCCACCAUCGAGAUGAAGGAGGCAGCAGCGAACGGAACAGGUACCAAGCGUGGACGCUACGCUCGUGAUGAUGACGAGGGCGACGAUGAGGAAGGAGGCGAGAAACGAUACAAAUCCGCCAGCCGAGUGCAGAAGGGAGGCCGAGGUGGUCGCGGCCGUGGCCGUGGCCGAGGCAAGCGGAAUUAGAAGCAGAAGAAAGAAAAUGUUUAGAUAUUUGCUCUCAUAUUCUCGGCGGCGCGAGUGCGUCGUCCGUGUUCAAAGGUGUUGAUCUCCUAUAUUGACUUUCAUCGGAUCUCGCUGCCAACACUCAAGGGCAGCAUCAAGUCCGUUCCGAGGCG